Messenger RNA from Kluyveromyces marxianus DMKU3-1042, 1530 nucleotides. RefSeq names its product Smc5-Smc6 complex subunit NSE5 (gene NSE5). The record is from RefSeq and is a predicted model, not a curated record. Lineage: Eukaryota; Fungi; Ascomycota; Saccharomycetes; Saccharomycetales; Saccharomycetaceae. The coding region runs from base 1 to 1530 and encodes 509 amino acids. The transcript has a single exon.
AUGGCUAGUACCAGUAGGGAGUAUGUUGUUGAGGAUAAGGAAGCAAAGCGCCCGGCUUAUUAUGUUGAAGUGACUGAUAAGCAAAUAUCUGAUUUUGAAAUAUGGAACUCACUCUGUGCUAAUGAAGGAUAUGAGGUGGUGAUUUAUAUUUGUGAGCAAUAUCUCAAUUCAGGUCAGAUACCUGUAAUAUCCAGUGAGAUUAUAUCUGUUCUAUUUACGCUAGCAAGUGUUGACGAGGACGUUAAUAGACCGUUGCUACGGAAAGCAGACCCGCUUGAUCAUGGCCGAGAAUCCUUACCUGCACGUAGUUUGCGAUUAUUGGAUACGCUCAUCUCUCAUUUAGUAUCAUUCGAUCACGAGAAAUUUGAUCUUUACAAUUUGGAACUACUAAGGUGUCAGUUUUUUUAUUUCAUCGAUGGUUUGAUUCCGAAUAAGGGCAGGUCGUGGAUCUGUAGUCCACCAGAGUAUAACAAAUCGAAUAAAAUAAUAUGGCCUUUUACGGAUAGUGCGUUUAUGUCUCAGUCAAACGUUCCCCUAUAUGCAUCAUACAUCAAUCUUAUUGACGACAACAGAGUCGUUUUCAAAAGUAUGAUGAUUAACCGUUUGCUAUCGCAAAAUGGUUCAUUCUGGAACACUCUCAGCUGGACUCUUUCAUGUUUCUCUACUGAGGAAAACUUCGUUAUACGUAGCUUCAAUGAGAGGUGGCUAAGCAUUUUCGAUCUUCUAUUCGACGUAUAUUCACUACGACAAGAUUACUACAUGCGAUAUGAAUCUUCGAACCUUCGAACAUCUCCUCUAUUUAAAGUUUUCUGGGCAGUGGAUCAUAAAUAUAUUAGUAAAGGUCUUCUUGAGUAUUUGUUUGUCGGAUGUAAUGAAAAGGAAAGUCUUUACCCGAUUCCUCCUCCCCCUAAUGAAGCUGUCUCGGGUGUUGAACACGUCAACCACUUCACAUACAAUAGAAGUUUCAAACUUUCCAUGUCAAUGAAACUAAGAAAAAAAAUAAUAGGACUCUUUCUAGAUCUGUUUCCCACCCUCAAAAAUGAUAUUAAUGUCGAUUUACCAAGAAAAGAGGAUAUUCUUGAUACGUUGGCUGAUACAAUGUAUAACGAUCUAAAAAUCGAACCAUUCAAACACUUCAUGUUAUCAUGCUAUAGCAAUAGGAAAGAUAAUGAUGAUGAUAGGAUGUUUUUGCCACAACUUGUGGAGAGAAUCAUUAAUAAGGCAUUCAUCAAUGUCAACCGUCAAAAACAAUUUGCUAUAGUUGAUAAUCUUCAUGACAUAGCAAAAAUUACAUCAGAACUUGUCCAAUUACUCAAAGCUACUAAUAAAUAUGCAGCCUUCAAUCGAUCUCGAUCUAUGAAAAGGCGCGAGAAAAUUGACUUCUGCAUAAUUACAGUUGCCAAACUUAUGACAACGACUCAUUCUAUUAAAAAGUUCCAAGAUUACUCGUCUUUUCUUUCUACAAUAAAGACAUUUGCACAUUCUUCAGCUGGUUUGAACGAUUUGGAAUUGUUCUUUUAUUUUAAAUAG